UGUUGGCAGAAGGAGGUGGGGGAGGAGGAUGCUGCGCUCAAACCUUGGUGCGUUCUUGCCACCUCUACGGCCGGCGCAUGGUGCCUCUGACUCAGAGCCACCUUUCACUUGCAUUCGCCUGAAGGAAUUAAAAAGGGAAAGGGGUGGCCAGAUUACACAGGACAUCAGGACUUCUCACACCAGGAUCCCCAGAACAAGCAGCAGCAGAAGGAGAGUAGAACACAGCAACUGCCCCUCAUCUUUUGUGGAAACUAUUACCUCAGACGUCACCGCCUCCUCUGGUUUCCUUGACACUUCUCCCUUUUCAGCUCCAAGAUCCAUGUGGCAAGAAGCAAUUAGAAAGAAGCGGUACCUCCUGGACCGGGCUGAGGGGUCUGGUGGGGGAGAUAAGGGAGGUCAGGAGAGGAGGAGCACAUCCCGGGACUGGUUGUAUGAAUCGUACUACUGUAUGAGCCAGCAGCAUCCGUUGAUUGUGUUCCUGCUGCUCAUAGUGAUGGGAGCAUGUCUGGCUCUGCUUACUGUAUUCUUUGCGUCAGGACUGAACGUUGAGGACCAUGUGGCCUUUGUAAUCACAGUGCCCACAGCGUUGGCGAUCUUCCUGACUGUAUUUGUUUUGGUCUGCAUUGAAUCAAUUUUCAAGAAGCUUCUACGGGUUUUCUCCCUUGUCAUCUGGGCCUGCUUGGUUGCGAUGGGUUACCUUUUUAUGUUUUCCGGUGGGAUCGUCUGUCCAUGGGACCAGGUGUCCUUCUUUUUGUUCAUUGUGUUUGUGGUUUAUACGAUGCUGCCAUUCUCCAUGCGGGACGCCAUCAUCGCCAGUGUUCUCACUUCUGCAUCACACACUGCUGUGUUGAGUGUCUGCUUGUCCAAUACAGCAGAUCACAUGGAACCUGUAGUGUGGCAGAUUUUGGCCAAUAUCAUCAUUUUCAUGUGUGGCAACAUGGCAGGGGCAUACCACAAACACCUGAUGGAGUUGGCACUUAAGCAGACAUAUCAGGAUACCUGCAACUGCAUCAAAUCCCCCAUAAAACUGGAAUUUGAAAAGAGACAGCAGGAGCGUCUGUUGUUAUCGCUGCUGCCAGCACAUAUAGCUCGUGUGAUGAAAGCAGAGAUCAUUCAGAGACUAAAAGGACCAAAUUUUGGUCAGAUGGAGAACACAAACAAUUUUCAUAACCUCUAUGUCCAGAGACAUACGAAUGUCAGCAUACUCUAUGCCGACAUAGUUGGAUUCACACGCCUUGCCAGUGACUGCUCACCUGGCGAACUGGUUCACAUGCUAAAUGAAUUGUUUGGCAAAUUUGACCAGAUUGCCAAGGAAAAUGAAUGUAUGCGGAUAAAAAUCCUUGGUGAUUGUUACUAUUGCGUAUCUGGCCUACCAGAAUCGCUACCAAAUCAUGCCAAGAACUGUGUCAAGAUGGGGCUGGACAUGUGUGAGGCCAUCAAGAAAGUGCGUGAUGCCACAGGGGUUGACAUCAAUAUGCGUGUUGGCGUGCAUUCAGGAAACGUUCUGUGUGGGGUCAUUGGACUUCAGAAAUGGCAGUAUGAUGUUUGGUCACAUGAUGUCACGCUGGCCAACCACAUGGAAGCAGGAGGUGUACCAGGGCGAGUCCACAUUACAUCAGAGACACUGGAGCACCUAAAUGCAGCCUAUAAAGUAGAAGAUGGGGAUGGACAAGAGAGAGACCCUUAUCUUAAAGAGCAUGGGGUUGUCACAUAUUUGGUCAUUAACCCAAAGGUGGAACGUCGCAGCCCGCAGCAUCACUACAGGCCGAGACACACUCUUGAUGGAGCAAAGAUGAGAGCCUCUGUCAGGAUGACCCGCUAUCUGGAGUCUUGGGGGGCAGCCAAGCCUUUCGCUAAUCUGCACCACAGGGACAGUAUGACAAAUGAGAACGGAAAGAUCAACACAGCCGAUGUGCCAAUGGGGCAGUAUCAUUUCCAGAGAUCUGAAAGGACCAAGUCUCAGAAGAAGCGAUUUGAGGAGGAACUUAAUGAGAGGAUGAUCAGGACCUUUGAUGGCAUUAAUUCACAAAAGCAGUGGCUCAAGUCUGAGGACAUCCAAAGAAUAUCAUUGUUUUUUCACAAUAAAUCGCUGGAAAAGGAGUACAGAACGACAAUCCUGCCAGCCUUCAAAUACUACGUCACCUGCGCCUGUCUUAUAUUUUCCUGCAUUUUCAUUGUGCAGAUACUCGUCUUACCAAAGACAGCAAUCUUGGGAAUAUCUUUUGGUUUGGCAUUCUUUUUCCUCUCCUUGAUUGUCUUCAUAUGUUUCAUUGGGCACUUCAUGCACUGCAGCAAAAGCGGCCCCACUUCAUGGAUGUGGCUGCUAAGGUCUUCAUUCAUUAUUGCCAACAAGCCAUUAGCCCGGAUCACACUCACCUUGACAACCACAGCUCUCAUACUCACUAUGGCAGUAUUUAACAUGUUCUUUUUGGAAGACACUCCAUUGCCUCCAAUUUCUGAAUACAAUUCCUCCAAUGAAACGCAGCUUUCCCCAGACGCAGCUGCUCUCAUAGGAAAAAACAACUUCUACCUUCCUUAUUUAAUUUACAGCUGCAUUCUGGGCCUGAUUUCUUGCUCUGUGUUCCUGAGGAUAAACUAUGAGUUGAAAAUGUUAACCAUGUUGACAGCUGUGGUGGUUUACAACAUCAUUAUUCUCCAAACACAUGCAUCCCUGUUGGAUGAAUAUAGCCGAUUCCUGUACAGAUCUGAAAGCCUAGACAGACCAGGAGUCCUCAAAGAUCUGAAGACUAUGGGUUCUAUUUCACUCUUCAUCUUUUUCAUCACUCUACUCGUGCUUGCUCGGCAGAAUGAAUAUUACUGUAGGUUAGACUUUCUGUGGAAGAACAAGUUCAAGAAGGAGUGCGAGGAAAUCGAAACUAUGGAAAAUCUCAACCGUGUCUUGCUGGAGAAUGUCUUGCCCGCACAUGUUGCUGAGCACUUCCUGGCACGGAACUGGAAGAAUGAGGAUCUUUACCACCAGUCUUAUGAUCUGGUAUGCGUCAUGUUUGCCUCCAUUCCAGACUUUAAAGAGUUUUACACAGAAUCUGAUGUCAACAAGGAAGGAUUAGAGUGUCUCCGGCUUCUCAAUGAGAUUAUUGCCGAUUUUGAUGAGCUAUUGUCGAAGCCAAAGUUCAGUGGUGUGGAAAAGAUCAAAACUAUUGGGAGUACAUACAUGGCUGCUACAGGGCUCAACGCCUCACCUGGACUGGAGUAUUCAUCUCAGGAACAUGACAGGCAGUACAUGCACAUUGGGACAAUGGUGGAGUUCGCAUUUGCUUUAGUUGGGAAGCUUGAUGUCAUCAACAGACACUCCUUCAAUGACUUCAAACUCAGAGUUGGAAUCAACCAUGGCCCGGUGAUUGCUGGAGUUAUUGGAGCACAGAAACCACAGUAUGAUAUAUGGGGAAACACUGUGAAUGUAGCCAGUCGAAUGGACAGUACAGGGAUACUGGGAAAAAUACAGGUGACAGAGGAAACCAGCCGCAUCCUUCUAACACUGGGCUACAUGUGCUCCUGUCGAGGCAUCAUUAACGUCAAGGGCAAAGGAGAGCUCAAAACUUACUUUGUUCACACAGAAAUGACCCGCUCACUGUCUCAAGGGAAUUUGGUGCCAUGAGACUUGAGUUAUACUGUUGUUAUACUGAUAUCAGGUUGGAGAUUUUUUUAGUGGCAGUGAAAGCAUUUGUAUUUGCAUAUUGUAUAAUAAUAAAAAAAAAGAAAGUUUAUGUUGCCUUGCCACAGUUGUAGUAUAUAUUUGUCACUUAUCUACGUGUAGCAUGUACAGCAAGUAGGAAAUAAAAAACAUCUACAGUGAUGUGACAAAGUAUCUGAACCUUUUGAAAUUUCUCACAUUUCUGCAUAAAAUUACCAUCAAAUGUGAUCUGAUCUUUGUCAAAAUAACUGUCUGCUUUAACUAAAACCACCCAAACAUUUAUGGGUUUUCGUACUUUAAUGAGGAUAGCAUGCAAACAAUGACAGAAGGUGGAAAAAUAAGUUAGUGAACCUUCACAUUUAGUAUUUUGUGGCCCCUCUUUGGCAGCAAUAACUACAACCAGACGCUUCCUGUAGCUGCAGAUCAGUCUGGCUCAUCGAUCAGGACUAAUAUUAGCCCAUUCUUUUCUACAAAACUGCUGUAUUUCAGUCAGAUUCCUGUGAUGUCUGGCGUGAAUCACUGUCUUCAAGUCAUGCCACAACAUCUCAAUGGGGUUCAUGUCUGGACUUUGACCUGGCCGCUCAUGAAUGAGUAUUUUGUUCUUCUAAAACCAUUCUGAAGUUGAUUUACUUCUUUCUUUUGGAUCGUUGUCUUUUUGCAGCACCCAUCCUCUUUUUAGCUUCAACUGUCUGACAGAUGGCCUCAAGUUUUCCAGCAAAACAUUCUGACAAACUUUGGAGGUCAUUCUUCCAAUAAGGAUUGCAAGUGGUCUAGGCCCUGAGACAGCAAAACAGCCCCAAAUCAUGAAACUCCCUCCACCAUGCUUCACAGUGGGGAUGAGGUGUUGAUGUUGGUGAGCUGUUACAUUUUUCCCCCACACAUGACGUUGUGUGUUAUUCCCAAACAAUUCAACUUUGGUUUCAUCAGUCAACAAAAUAUAUUGACACAACUUCUGUGGAGUGUCCAUGUGCUUUUUUGCGAACAUUAAACGAGCAACAAUGGUUUUUAGACAGCAGUUGCUUCUUCCGUAGAGUCCUCCCAUGAACACCAUUCUUGGCUAUAGUUUUACUUAUAGUUGAUGUGUGCAUAGUGAUAUUGGACUGUACCAAUGAUUUCUGUAAGCUUUUAGCAAGCACUAUAUGGUUCUUUUUUUACCUCUAUUAUUAUUAUUAUUCUGCGCUGAACUCUUGGCGUUAUCUUUGGUGGACGGCCUCUCCUUGGGAGAAAAGCAACUGUGAGUGUCAAACUCUCUCCAUUUGUAGACAACGUCUCUGAAUUUUGAUUGAUGAACAUCUAGACUUUUAGAGAUGGUUUUGUAUCCCUUCCCAGCUUUAUACAACAAUCCUUGAUCGCAGAUUUUCAGACAGCUCUUUUGACCGAACCGAGCCAUGAUGCACAUCAGACAAUGCUUCUCAUCAAGACAAUUAUUACCAAGUGUGCGUUUUAUAGUGGGCAGGGCAGCUUUAAACUAUUCAUCAGUGAUUUGGACCUGAUUUAAAUUGUUUGGUAAAAAUUGGUUUCAAUUGCUCUUUAAUUCUCCUUAGGCAGAGGGUUCACGUACUUAUUUUUCCCCCUUAUGUCAUUUGACAAAGAUCAGAUCACAUUUGAUGGUGAUUUUAUGCAGAAAUGUGAGAAAUUCCAAAAGGUUCAGAUACUUUUUCAUACCACUGUAUUAUAAUUUGAAUAUUGGAUUAGGAAAGCCCAAGUGGCAUGAAUCGGGCAAACCAAGUAAGUUCUGCUCUAUAAGCAAUCCAAAAUAUACUAACUCAAUUCUGGCAUGCUUCAAAGAGUUUAUUGCCGCGGCAGUUUAUCGCAUCAAAAAGAAGACUGUAUUCCAUUCGCGUUACACAUGACGAGUUGGAUUAAGGCUGAUGUGUGAUGUGAAAGUGUGUGGAGAACAACAAGAAAGCCUUUUGUUCUACUUUGAAAAUAACCAGCUCAGCGUGACCAAUGAAAAUGACACAAUUUGACGUGCUUUAAUUGAAAGAUACAGGCCAGGAGGUUGUUGAAUUGUCUUUUAUUAAAAUGAGGACUACAAAACAAUACAGAGGAAUACCUCCUGACUAAAGUUUCGGACAUAGAAACGUGAAUAUAUAACUACAUCUACCUUUUUAGAAGCAUGAGGCAAUGAAUGUCUAUGAAUGAAUGAAUUUAGUAAAAUAUUCAUGUAGGGCUAUGUUUUUACACUUGAAUCAACUUGUCAAAAUUGGCUAUUUGCACAACACAAGCAGGUUAACCUCACACAUUGUAAAAGAAAAACGGGUAGAGAUUACAUAUGUGUAGGGUUUCUGCUUGUAUCUGUGUAGAGGUUAGCUAUAAGUAAGUGUUGUGGUAUGGUGGUUUUGUAAGAAAAGAAAAUACUACUCAAAAAGUGUUUUGAUGUUUUGUUGAUUAAGUUGUUUUUUUCUUAAAAACAAAUCAAUAAAUCUUUGUGUAUUUCUUUCUUAGUAUGCUUUUUUAAAAAUGAGAACAAUAAUAACUAGAAACUCCAAUGGAGAAAGUCCUGUUGAUAUCACGUCCCAUCCUGUCGAUUUGGGGACAUUUCGGGGACACGUCCUCUUGAUAUCAGGUCACUUUCUUUUGAUUUGGGGAUAUUUCAGGGAGAAGUCCUGUUGAUACCAGGUCACUUAAUGUUGAUUUGGGCACUUUUCAGAAGACUACCUGCUGAUAUUAGAUCACUUCCUGUUGAUUUGGGAACAUUUCAGGGACACGUACUGUUGAUAUUAGGUCACUUCCUGUUAAUCUGGGGACAUUUCGGGGACCCUUCCUGUCAAUACCAGGUCUUUCGUUGAUUCGGGCACACAGUUUUUUUUUUGUUUGGUUUUUUUUUCCAUUGAAAAUGAAUGGGCAAGUUUUUGGCAAAUUUUGGGGGAGUCAUAAGUUUAUGGCAAUUUCUGUAUACAAGUUUUAUGCCCCUUACCGUCCUACAAAUUGUAGGACUAUUACAUUUGAAAAUUUUCUUUAUUGUUUUUCAGGGUCAUUCGAAAAAUUCCCUGCGUCGCGCGAAAAUUCCGUUUUUUAUGUGGCGCGCAGGAGAAACGACAUUCAAAAAAAAAAAAAAAAAAAAUGUAAAAAGGGAAUUUUACUAUCUGGGCUUUUGCCUUGCAAAGCCCCAUCUCAUAUUAAUACAGCUCCAAUAUGAUGAUCAGCUCAUGUAACAAAAAGAAAAAUCAAAUCUGGGCAUCAAUUGAAUAACUAGUUGCAUAUACUUCGGUGCAGACUUAAUUUUUCUUCUACUUUUUAAGGUGAACCAUUUUACCACACAUUGAAAUAGUCGAUUAGUGAUCAUUUGACAUCACAGAGGAGUGCCACACCCCGCAGGAUCCAGUGUUCUGGAGCAAGGGAGGUCUUAAGGUCAACCGCUGCAAUGUAGUUCAAGUCCGUCCUAACUGGCUUUUUGUAGAUUGGACAGGAAUAAAGGCGGCCGUCCUUCGUUCCUGCAGAAUGUGAGGAAAGGUACAUCUAAUUUGAAAAAUAAAUAAAUGAAAGAUGUGAAGGAAAAAAAGUUUCAUCACUGGCAGGCACCUGAUGAAGAUCUCAAUAAUCGUGCCAAAGUACUUAUCCUUGAAUUGCCGUUAUUGCAACAUCAUUUGACGUCAUUGCUUUGAAAUAUAGUGGUACCUCUACAUAAGAAGUUAAUUCGUUCCAAGACCUUGCUUUUAAGUCGAAAUGGUCGCAUGUCGAGCAAGAUUUUCCCAUAAGAAUACAUUACAAUUCUAUUAAUUCGUUCCAUAGCCCGAAAACCUGAAGUAAAUCCUUAAAAUAUACUGCUGGUACUGUUGCAAACAGCAAUUUGUCAUGCCUUGAGUAGAGUUUUGUUAAGAUUUUGCCCUAGUGUGUCUGGUCAUUGUGAUUACCAAUUGAUUUCACCUGUUUUGCCUGCUCCUUGUGUCUCGACCAAUCCGCUCCCUCUUGUAUCAACCACCUGUGUCUUAUUUUCUCGUUACCCCAUGUCUGUGUAGUUAAGCUCGCAGUUUAUGUUCACUUCUUGUUGGGUCAUUGUCAAGCCAUGUGUCUAUCCCAGUGUCUGUAGCUUCGUCCAAGCCCUUGUGCCUGUUUGAGUAAGUUUUGAUCCACAGUCUUUUGUUCUUCUUGAGUUUGGUUUGUACUUUGCCUUUUUGGACUUUUAGUUAUUAUUAAAACCAUUUUGAGAUCACCGCCACCCUGCAUUGCCUCCCUGCAUUUGUUUUCCUACAUUUGGGUCCUCCAUGCCGCUCACCCAUGACACAAUUACAAAGAAUGAAUAAAAAUCGGAAUAAUAAUAUUAUAAUACUACUAAUAAUAAUACCUGUAAUAAUGUAACGGAUUGGGUUCUAAUGGUGCAGAUGUAUUUUUGCAUGGUGUACCUGAACGCAUCGCAUAGCUGAUGCGUCAGAGUGAUGGAAGACUUUUUAUUUUCACUUCACUUGUUCAGUUGCGGGGGACAGUAGGCAUGUUGUGUUGCACAAGUUCUGAAAUAAAUGAUUAAAAAUCUGACAAUUCUGGCAAUUUUUUUGGGCGAUGUUACAAUAAUAAUAAUUGUCACCUUAACUUAAGACUGGCGAACGGAGGAGGACCGCCGAGAUCAUAGACAGUCUACGGCCAUAUUGUUGAGCCAGUUCACGGGAAUCACGGAUGCACACCCCACUCUCAUCUUUUAUCAUUUCCAUUUUCAUUUUAAUGGUAAGCUCAUCUUUUUUACUUUUUUCACCACCUGCACUGACAUUCUUGGAACCAGGUGUCGCGUUAACCGAAAAUUUUCCGUCGUUGACCGGUUUUUUAAAACGGUGACGGAAAAAACUGAAGUCCAUCCAUCAUUUUGACAGGUUGC
Messenger RNA from Corythoichthys intestinalis (scribbled pipefish), 8462 nucleotides. RefSeq names its product adenylate cyclase 2a (gene adcy2a). Gene Ontology annotation, biological process: cAMP biosynthetic process; intracellular signal transduction; adenylate cyclase-activating G protein-coupled receptor signaling pathway. The record is from RefSeq and is a predicted model, not a curated record. Bases 29 to 3616 code for a protein of 1195 amino acids. Gene Ontology annotation, molecular function: adenylate cyclase activity. Gene Ontology annotation, cellular component: plasma membrane. NCBI's taxonomy places the organism in Eukaryota, Metazoa, Chordata, Actinopteri, Syngnathiformes, Syngnathidae. The transcript has 25 exons.